UCUCCGCUCACAAACAAGCGUCCAGCCACCGGCGAAGCCACCCCCUGCCCCUCCCGCACCAGAGCCUUAAAGGGGCCGCGCCGCCCUCUCUGAGCCAAGCCAUGAGCCAGCGGUGGAGCGGGAGCAGCAGCUGCAGCAGCCGGGCGGACAUGGUGCCCGAGAUCGCCGCCGCCGUGGGCUUCGUGUCCAGCCUGCUCCGGACCCGGGGCUGUGUCAGCGAGCACCAGCUGCAGGUCUUCAGCGGGGCCCUGCAGGGGGCGCUCACAGAGCAUUACAAACAUCACUGGUUUCCCGAGAAACCCUUCAAAGGCUCUGGGUAUCGCUGCAUUCGAAUCAAUCACAAAAUGGACCCCAUUAUCAGCAAAGCUGCUAGUCAGAUCGGACUCAGCCUCCAGCAGCUGUAUCAGCUCCUGCCCAGUGAGCUCACGCUCUGGGUGGACCCGUACGAGGUGUCUUACCGGAUCGGUGAGGAUGGCUCCAUCUGUGUGUUGUACGAAGCGGCAGCACCUGUGAGCGCCUAUGGGAUGCUCACCUGUAAAAACCAGAUGAUGUUGGGUCGCACGAGCCCUUCCAAAAGCUACAUGAUGACUGUCUCCAGCUAAAUGUGCCUGGUCUGACCCUGCUAGGACACGGGCUACUGAAUACCUCACUGGAGGAUCUAUUUUUAAAUGAAGAGCUAUUUAUAUUUUUUAAAAAAAGCAAGAAAAUCCCAAAUGAAAUUUAAAUAUCAGACACUGCUCUGUAAGGAAGCAGUGUUAGGUGCCUUUUUCUUUUUUAAAGCUGUUGCAAGCUUAUGAGUUUUUAUUAUGAAGCCAAUAUCUACCUAAAUGGUAUUGAAUGACAAUUUGGGUGGAUGGAAGGCUUGCUUCUCUGGGCAGCUUGGGGUGGAGGAACUGAAGUGGUUAGGAGGAAAUACUGCAUUUUUUUUAAAGAGUAUUUUAAACUAUAUGGAGUAAGCGCUGAGCAACUGUGAAUGAAAAGGCUAGAAUACCUAGUGUGGGGGGCUUUGAAAAAUAAUAUAAGCCAGGGGUGGGGAACAUUUUUGGGUCAGGGAUUGCUGAUCCAAAGAAAAAUCACUCGGGGGCUGCAUGCAGGAGGAGAGGGGGAAAAAAACCCUUCACUGAAGUGGCACCUGACUGAGAAGGAGAAAUUCCCCUUGCACACCAGAGACUUGGGUGGCCCAGGCUAAUAGAUUUUGUGUGCUCCAGCUCUGCGGAGGGACGGCGGGGGGGCUGGAGCACGAGCGUGGGCUUCCCAAUGCCGGGGGGAGCCCUGAGUCUCAGGGGGCGGAUCCAGCCUCUGGGCCUUAGGUUCCCUGCCCCUGAUAAAAAAUGACUCCACUGAGUAAGUAGACUGGAGUGUCAAGACCCCUUAAAAGCCCAUUCUAGCCUUGAUUGUUUAUUUUAAAAAAUUGCCUACUCUCUUACACUGAUAAGAGGCUGUAAUUUCAUCACCCCUCCCUCCAUUUCCCCCUAGACAAGCCUAAGCAAUUUGUGGCCUAAGUUCCUUGAUCCUUCAGCAUUCAGGGUUGGGCCCUUAAACUGUUUGGUAGUUCCCAACACACAUUUGUAAUGUGCCCAAGUGCCAGACCAAUGUGAAUUGAUCUACCUGCUGGGGAACGCUUCCCUUGGACUUUCUCAUUCACUGCCUUUUCUACUAAUCAAGCUCCUGACAAUGCUGCCAGUGGCCCUUUAAGAGGUAAUUAAAAACACAAGGCACUUAAAACUCUAUUUUUAAUGAAACUUUCUCAGAUGAGUUUCAAAGCACAUUGGGGUUUUUUUGCCUUACUGUUUUGAACUGGCAAGGGACUUGCCUAACCAGAGCUAUUCCUUCUCCGCCUUUUCUGAAUCAAGUUCUCAAAUACUGUGCAAUAUAUUUCUGAAUCUUGGGCACUGUGUAGGAGGAAGGGGAUUCCUCUUUGCUACAGUUUUUACCAGCUUUUGAACUGCUGAACUGGAAAACUUCCCUUCAUCCUCAGCAUAUCCUUUAAAGAUGCCUGUUGGCCGGUGCGUCUCCCACCUCACAGCAUAAUAGUCCCCAAAAAGAUCUGACUUGUAAGGCGGAAGUUGCCUCUCUCCAGUUGUACGUGCUUGGUCAGCAAAGCAGAAGUUACAGUGAAGCACACAAGAGUAUCUUAUGAUCUGACCAAGAGCCUAAUUGUGCAAUAUUUUGUAUCACAAUGAAAGGAAAUACGUAGGCGCUUCUGCACUGUAAAUUUCCCUUCCAAGGAAAGUCUUGGUUCACAGUGCUGUGUGGGAUCCUCUUUUAUCUGGUGUCUUGAUGAAAACCUACAAAUGAGAACUAAAAAGUUUCCAGAACAAACCGUUUCCUUUUCUGCACUCCUGUACUUGGAAUUUCCCACACGGUGGUACUUGGUUAGUUUACCAAUUUGGUGUGGUGAAAGCAAAUCUUACACCUCACUCCUUCCCUCCUACUAAAAGAGUGCUUUUGAAAAAAUACAAAUUGCUACACUACCAUUGUUCUAAUCAUGCCCCUUUCUUAAAAGGGGUGGGGGAAAAAAUCCUACCAAAUUUCAUGCUAUUAACUCCAUGCCAGGGACAAGUAUUAAGUUGCGUUUGCUUUAAAACCAACCAAAUUCAGACAACAUUUUUUUUUGUAGCUUGUUACCUGUAAAAGCUGUGAAUUGAAGUGUGCUCUCUGUUGCCUUGUGCCUGUUGCAGAGCUGAAUUGUAUUUUAGGAAUGUCUGUUGGGUUUUCUCCUCUUUCAUUGUUUUAAACGGAGCUGGACUGUUGAGCGGGACCUGCUUUGUAGUUGGCGAAACCGGUAGGAAGUUUGUAAGCUUUUUUUGGGGGAAGGGGAGGGAAUAAUACUAAUUGUACAGUAGUGUUUUUAUAUACAAUGUACAGAUACACUGACAAAUGUACACUUGUUUUGUUACUUUAAUAAAAAUGUAGCAAUUUAAAAGAA
Pelodiscus sinensis (Chinese soft-shelled turtle) is the source of this 2929-nucleotide messenger RNA. RefSeq names its product BTG anti-proliferation factor 2 (gene BTG2). Gene Ontology annotation, biological process: negative regulation of cell population proliferation. The record is from RefSeq and is a predicted model, not a curated record. Lineage: Eukaryota; Metazoa; Chordata; Testudines; Trionychidae. Gene Ontology annotation, cellular component: cytoplasm; nucleus.